Molecule: messenger RNA, 5963 nt
Organism: Strongylocentrotus purpuratus (purple sea urchin)
Lineage: Eukaryota; Metazoa; Echinodermata; Echinoidea; Camarodonta; Strongylocentrotidae
Product: disks large homolog 1
Exons: 20
Coding region: 128-2563 (811 amino acids)
Biological process (GO): chemical synaptic transmission
Cellular component (GO): neuromuscular junction; neuron projection; postsynaptic density membrane
Molecular function (GO): kinase binding
Source: RefSeq, a predicted model, not a curated record
GUAGAGGCUCAUACACUUGUUGGAUUAUUGCACGUUGUACGUCGUCUUCAGUGCUCCGGGAAGGGAUACUGUAUGGGUGUAUUUGGGUGAUGGGAGGUUGCUCGAGGAAGAGCGACCUGUUGCCAGGAUGCAUGUAUUUGUAAACGUUUCCUCGGCGCUCCUGUGUCCUAGGCGGAAGCCCUCUCCUUCAUCACCAGUGUUAUCCUUGGAUAGGAUAGAGGGAUCUAGUACACCCACAAUACCAAACAACAGAGACACACAGUGGCAGUAUGAGGAGAUCACAUUAGUGAGGGGUGGGGCGGGUCUAGGCUUCAGCAUCGCCGGGGGUACCGACAACCCCCACAUAGGAGACGAUCCCAGUAUCUUCAUCACCAAACUUAUUCCAGGGGGUGCUGCAGCGGUUGAUGGAAGACUCAAAGUUAACGAUGUGAUAUGCAAAGUCAAUGAGUGGGAGAUCCUGGGUGUCUCACACCAACUAGCCGUCGAUGCCCUCAAGAGGGCGGGCAACACCGUACACAUGGUUCUAAGGAGAUGGCCAAGGAACCCCUCCACUGGCAAGACGCUGUCCAUCGAGCUCAUCAAGGGCUCCAAGGGGCUUGGCUUCAGCAUCGCAGGGGGUCAGGGUAACCAGCACGUCCCCGGCGACAACGGCAUCUUCGUCACGAAGAUCAUCGACGGGGGCGCCGCAGAGCAAGACGGGAGGUUGCAGGUCGGAGACAAGAUCACAGCGGUUGGCGAUAACAACCUGGUAGAGGUGACCCACGAGGACGCGGUCGCCGUCUUGAAAGCCACCAGCAACAGGGUGCUCCUGACGGUCAUCAAGAAUGCCACUCUCCUCGCCGGAACACAGAUGGCGCCCUACUCACAGAAUGACGAGAACGCCCAGCCUCCAGACGUUUCCAAUGUGGAUAUGUCAGCAGCCAACCCAGUUUAUGCAACAAUGCAGCCCACCCUGAUGCAAGAGCCACGAUCCUCUGACCUCCAGGAGCUGGACGGAGCCUUCGGGACUAACGUGGCCUUUGGGACCAGCGUGGCCAACGGGGCCAAUGGAGCCAAUGGAUCCAAUGGAGAGCCCCCAUCGUACAACAGGGUAACCAACUCACAGCCACCCAACGCCUUCAACAACACGCCCGCUCCAAAGAUCUUCAUCCAGAACGAUGACGGCAUACCAAGGGAACCCAGGCAAGUAGUGCUCAACAAGGGAGCCACCGGUCUUGGUUUCAACAUCGUGGGAGGAGAGGAUGGAGAGGGCAUCUUCAUCUCGUUCAUCUUGGCCGGAGGAGUGGCGGAUCUCAGUGGUGCUCUAAGGAGAGGGGAUCAAAUCCUUGCGGUUAAUAGUAAAGACCUAGUCAACGCUACCCAUGAAGAUGCUGCAUUAGCGCUGAAGGGCGCAGGGCAAGUGGUCACAAUAGAUGCACAAUAUAAACCGGAAGAAUACAACUGUUUUGAAGCGAAGAUCCAGUCACUGCGUGAGGAGAUGAUGCAGAACUCUGUUAGUCCCACGGGCAGUCUUAGGACGUCAGCUAAGAGAACAUUAUUUGUCAGGACUCUGUUUGACUAUGAUAAGAGCAGGGACAGCGGUCUACCCAGUCAGGGCCUUAGCUUUGACUUUGGUGACAUCAUCCACGUGACCAACGCAAGCGACGAUGAGUGGUGGCAGGCGCGUCACAUCCUCCCCAACGGAGAGGAGGGAGAAAUCGGCAUCAUUCCAAGCAAGAGGAGAGUGGAGAGGAAAGAGAAGGCAAGGUUACGGAGUGUCAAAUUCUCGGGUAAUAAGGACCGCAACAACAUCCAGGAGCCAGCGGGAACUGUAAAUAGCAAAGGCAAGAAAGGUUUCUUCAGGAAAUUCAAGAAAAACAGAGACAGCGAUCAGGAGACAAGCGACCCAGAACCUUUCACGUCCAACGCCAGUGAUAGCGAGAGUAGCUACAGGAAUGAGGAGGUUAUUCUUUCAUAUGAAGCAGUCGUCCAGCAAGAAAUCAAAUACACAAGGCCUGUCAUCAUUCUUGGACCUGGUAAAGACAGAAUUAAUGAUGAUCUCAUCUCAGAAAUGCCUGAUGAAUUCGGAAGCUGUGUACCACAUACAACGAGAGCAAGGAGACCCCACGAGGUCGAUGGUCGGGACUACCAUUUUGUCGAGUCGAGGGAACAGAUGGAGAAAGACAUCCAGAAUCACCUGUUCAUUGAGGCCGGCCAGUACAACGAGAAUCUCUAUGGCACCAGUGUAGCAUCAGUCAAGGAGGUCUCAGAAAAGGGCAAGCACUGUAUCCUUGAUGUCAGCGGCAACGCCAUCAAACGCCUGCAGGUCGCCCAGCUCUACCCCAUCGCUAUCUUCCUCAAGCCCAAGUCGGUAGAAUCCAUCGUCGAGAUGAACAGGAGGGUCUCGGAGGACCAAGCCCGCAAGACAUACGAGAGGGCGCUCAAACUGGAACAGGAGUUCCUGGAAUAUUUCACAGCAAUCAUUUUGGGAGAUACCAUAGACGACAUCUACCAGCAGAGCAAGGAGAUCAUUCAUGAACAAUCCGGUCCGACGAUCUGGAUCCCAGCGAAAGAAAAACUGUGAAAGCGGAUCCCGUCUCUCACAGGAGUUACAACAUGAAUCACCAAAAUUGUAUAUGUCCAGAAGAAAGAAAAAACAUUUUGACGACAUUGCACAGCCAAGUUGGAUAUUAGAGAUAUUUUUUGUACAGACAAAUUUUAACAACCGUGGAAUAUUGGGGGAAGAAUUGUAUGUUACGAUUUUUGACAUUUAUCCCCCUCUGUGUUUUAUACGCAAGAUGUCUCCAUUGCUACUUCGUAGGGAUCCGUUAGAGUGCGCUAGUGGAACCCGCUCUGCUCAUGGGGGGCAUAUAUUACCUUCCCCUACCUGAGUAUACGUUCCUGAGGAGGCCCAUGCUUAUUUCAUCAGACAUUAGACAUAUAUUUUCGUCGUUUUUUGAGGUCUUAUGUUUUUCUUUCCCAUUUUCUCCACAGAUAUAGUUUUUUGCAAACGGCCUGUUGAAGUGAAGUGAAUAAUUGCAUUUUUUAUCAAAAAGGAGAAGAUAAUAUGAAACUCAUGAUAUUGAAAUUUCUCUCCGUAGUGUUGUUUUUGUAUUGCCAUUUUGCAAGAAGAAAAAAAAAAGAUAUAUUAGUAAAUAUAUAUAUAUUAUGCCUAAGUAUAUACAGUAUACUCACUUGUGACUAUGCCUGAUUUCACUGUAGUAAAUUGAUUGACGCAGCUAACAAAGAAAUGGAGAUGAAUUAAUACAUUUGUGUGCAAAGUCCCAUGAUGUAUUAGAAUUGAAUUAAAUUUCAUAGUUAUUAUUACCAACCAUUCUCUUGCUUCUUUUAUACAAAAUCUUGUAGCUUUAAUAUUUGAGGUCAUGACCUCUGACCUCAUCAAAAUCAAAGCCCAAAUGUGAUGAAAUUGUUUUAGGGGGAUUAUCUGUAGUUUCUGUACUAGACCCUUAAAAGAUUAUGGAUGGAUUGACUUAUGUUUAAGUUUUUUGUACUUUAUUACUAGAUGAUGAUUUUGAAAAUAGCAAAGUGAAGACAUGUAAACGUACACGUAUCAUGAUGUGUGAUACAAUCUUUAUGUGGACCAAAUAUCGAUCAUGAGUAAGAUUCAUUUUGUUUCCAGUCACAGUUUUUUAUAAGUUGAUGGCAACUUUUUGCAAGAGUGUUUCCCCCUUUCUUUAUAUGUUUAUCUCAUUCUCUUUUCUUGCUCUCUAUCCGUCUCUUUUCAUUUCUCACUUUUUUGCAUUCUUUCUUGACCCACACACCCAUCGUUUCUUUCUUUCUCCCUCUAUUUCCUUUUUUCUCUUGCCCCUCCCCCUUUCUCUUUCUCUCUCUCUCUCUCAAUCAUAUCUCUUGCGUUCAUGCCCCAAUUUGUAUAAAAGAAAGGCCUAUCAUGAAUUUUGUACUUCUUUAGAUUUCUAAUAGUGACACUGUCAUACAGUGAACAAGAUUUGUGUAUCAUUCAAAUUUGAUGUCCCAUGCCAAUGUUAGCAUGUUCCAAAUUGAUAAUUGUAUAAAUCACUUGUAUGAUUUUGUCUGUAAUAUUUCAUUUAACAAGGGCAACGUGUGUGUAUGGACAAAAAUACUAUGAACAUUUCUACAAAUCUGCAUCCAUGUAAUUAAUGCAUUGCUCCCUUGUGAGUGUAGCCCCGCCCCUUUGUUUUUUCUACUGAAACUCUCAUUUUUUGCAAUCGGUGUAAAAUAAUUUUUCAAGAUCUCUCAACAUACAUCAUACAUGUAUAUAUAUACCCCACUCCUUCUGUGUCAGUGUGUAUACCUACCCUCAUAUGGUCACAGAAAGCAUAAAAUGGUGCUAUAAUAGUCUCAUGGCUUUCAAACAUUUUGAAUUAUUGUUUAAUGAUCAUAAUUGCUUGUAUCCACACUCAUGGAGAAUCGUAAUAUGCUCUGAUAGUACAUGUACAUGGAUUGUAUAUUUUGAUCACAUGCAUGAUAAACCCAUUUUCCUAUGGGAGCUGUGUGGCUCCUGCAUUCGAGCCUAUGGGAAUGAGAAUAAAUCAGGAGUCAGUUGGUUAAAAAUGAUCUAUGUCGUUGUUUAUCUUCUAAAGAAAUGACACAAAAUGAGUACAUCGCUAAUCAAGUAAAUUACUGUAUUUUUUAGCACCUUACAUACUAGAAAGAGCAUACUGAAGUUCCUCUUUAUUUUGUUGUUAUUUUUUUUUGGGGGGGGGGAGUGGGGGUUGUUCUGAUUAAAGUAAUUACAGAAGAAAUGUGUUAUGAUUGUUCAAACUUUAUUCACGUGAAGGCCUUUUGCUUCUCAUAGAACUCUGGUUUGAAUACCUUACUUGGGAUAUGAUCUUUUCUGCUGUCCAGAUUGCUAUCAUUUGUGGAAAACUAGCUUUCAUUUGCUGUAGAUACUUGAAAAUGAGCGUUCACCAUUAGAUCAGUUACUCAAGACUUUAUACAAGCAAGCAAGCAAGCACUCAUUUUGUUUUAUAUUUUAUAUUUCUCUACCACAAAAAAUGGGUCUUAUCUUAUUUCAUGUCUUUUUUUUUCUAACCGAAUUACAUUUUGGGCGGAUAUGCUUGUUUAUUUCUUGGGAUAUAUGUGACUGUUAAAGUGUUGGAUAUACAAACAAACUAAAACAGAAUAAAGGACAUUCAACCCAAUGGUGUGGGACUAAGCAAGAUCUUUAAAUGAUUAUAAGCAUUUUAUCAAAUCUUUAUUUGCACUAUAAAUAUAUAAAACCUAUUGGUUACCACAUUCAGAAGUAAGAUUGUGUAAACAGCAUAAAUAUUCCUAUGGAAUUAUUAUGAAGAUCAGGUGAUAGAUAUUGCUCACUGCACUUUGAAAUUGUUUAUAUUAUAAAGGACAUUAGUGAAAGACUUCAUGGGGAGCUAAAGGAAAAAAUUUGAUUUAAUCCUUAAUCUAUAUCAUUUAAUUCAAGAAAUGAUGCAUCAUUGUUUAAAUGAUCAACCAUUAUAUCUGCCCAUUAGUCUUGUCCCAAUCCAAUGUUUUGGAUGAUUUUUCUCAAUGAAUUUUGCAGUUUUAGGUGAUGGUAAAUACUAUCUGUGUGUGCCCCUCCCCCAAAUAAAAAGAUGUUCUAUUGUUGUUUCAGAUCGUAGAUGUAGACACUCCUUUUAUGCUCUAACCAUUUCAAAGAUUAUGAUAACUCUACUGCCAUUAAGUGCCCCGCAGAUGUUAUAUAUUAUGUACUUAGUAUCACUAUUUCAUGUACGUUUGAUUUGAUUUUUUUUUUGGUCUCUUUCCAAUUUUUUCCAGAUAUACAAUAUGUGUGGGAGUUGUAGCACAUAUUAUAACAACGAGAGAGAAACAAGACUAAAAGAAUUUGAUUGUAUAUUCAUCAUAUGUUGAUAUUUAAUUACUAGCAUGCAAAUGAAGGAUUAUAUGUUAUGUAGUCAUUUAUGAUUAUUGUAUGUUUCUUUCUUUUUAAGGAAGGUUAAGUGUUGUACAAAUAAAAAAAAAGUAGACAUUUUGAAAUAAACUCA